Molecule: messenger RNA, 2595 nt
Organism: Clarias gariepinus (North African catfish)
Lineage: Eukaryota; Metazoa; Chordata; Actinopteri; Siluriformes; Clariidae
Exons: 15
Coding region: 84-2084 (666 amino acids)
Biological process (GO): linoleic acid metabolic process; lipid oxidation
Molecular function (GO): protein binding; oxidoreductase activity, acting on single donors with incorporation of molecular oxygen, incorporation of two atoms of oxygen; iron ion binding
Source: RefSeq, a predicted model, not a curated record
UGAACAUCGACACAGCACACUGAACAUCAGCAUUGUGCUUCAUUGUGUACAGAGGAAAGUACACGCCACGUGAAGUCAAGAAAAUGGAGGGCAUUUAUGUGACAGUCCGAACGUCAUUAUCCCCUCUGUCAGGAUCAUACAACAUUCUUUGGGUCUCUCUGAUCGGUUCUCAGUGUGAGUGUCCACCAGUUACAUCUGUUACAGACGCACAGUGUCUUUUUCCUGGUUCGAGUUGCACCAUGUUGGUGAAGCCUGAUAAGGAAAUAGGCAAUGUGGUUCUGGUGCGUUUGCGGCUUGAGGCUCGGCCUGGUUUCCCUAAUCUCGACUGGCAUUGUCUAGACGUGGAGCUGAAACUCAGCUCUGAUGCCACAGAAGUGGAGUGCUUUCCCUGCAACAGGUGGAUCAGUACUGCAGAUGGUGAUGUGGAGCUUCGAAGCAGUAGAGUGUGUCUGCUGAAUUGUGAGUCACUGCAGAUUCUUCGAGAGCACAGGGCCAGGGAGCUCCAGAAUAAACAACAAUAUAUAAGAUGGAUGACUUUUGUUGAAGGUGGCCUCCGUUGCAUUGACACAACCUGUGUGCAGGACCUGGGACCAAACUUGGGUUACACACGACAAAGCCCAGGCGUCAACGUGCACUACCUUAGGGGUUUUACUGAUCGAGCUGAACCAUGGAGCAGCAUGACGGAACUGGAAAUGCUAUUCAUCCACAAUAGCAAAGAUAACACAGUUGCCAAGUAUGUUAAGUCUCACUGGAAAGAGGAUGCCUUUUUUGGUUAUCAGUGUCUGAAUGGAUGUAAUCCCCUGAUCAUCAAACAGAUCCACAGCCUUCCACCUAAUCUAGCUGUCACAUCUGAGAUGCUCAAGGAUUUCUUGCCAGAGAGUUCUUCUCUGGAGCUGGAGUUAGAGCGAGGAACUAUAUUUCUCCUGGACUAUGAGAUACUCGAUCAGGUACCUGCCAACGUUAUCAACGGCAGACAGUCAUACAUGGCAGCUCCACUUUGUCUCCUGCAUUACAACCGACUUGGAGAAAUGAAGCCUAUAGCUAUUCAGCUCCAGAAAAAUGCUGGGCCUCAAAAUCCUGUCUUCUUGCCUUCUGACUCUGCAACUGACUGGCUGUUAGCAAAGAUAUGGGUCCGUAAUGCAGAUUUCCAGGUUCACCAGCUGCUCUCGCACUUCCUGCGCACUCACUUGCUAGGAGAAGUUUGCUGUAUCGCUACGCUUCGGAAACUGCCAGAAAUACACCCCCUACAUCAGCUUCUGAUGCCUCAUAUAAAGAAUUCUCUUCAGAUCAAUAUCCAGGCUCGAGGUUCUCUUCUGGCUGCUAAUGGUGUAUUUGAUAAGGCUAUAGGUUCUGGCCUUAAGGCAUUGCCUCUUCUGCUUGCUCGAGGCACUGACCAACUACGCUACACUUCACUCUGUGUCCCAGAUGACCUGAAAGAGCGCGGACUGGACAAACUACCCAACUGUUACUACGCGCAGGAUGCACUGAGGGUGUGGAAUGCACUUCACAGGUUUGUGGGAGGUUGGGUGAAAUUGUAUUACAAUGACGACCAAGAGGUCCAGCGUGACUCAGAACUCCAGAGCUGGAUCCAAGAAAUACACAUUGAGGGAUUUCGUGGUUUUACCCACACAGGUUUUCCACAGACUUUUCAGACCACAGCAGAACUGACCAAAUACAUCACAAUGGUGAUCUUUGCAAGUUCAGCAUUGCAUUCUGCUGUCAACUUCUCUCAGAUUGACUUCAACUUAUGGAUGCCAAACUGUCCGCCUGCAAUGUCACGUCCUCCUCCCCAGGUGAAAGGCUCAGUGACAGAGGAAGAUCUUUUGUCAUUCCUCCCUGAUGUCAACAGUACCUGCAGUGUACUCGUUGUACUGUCUUUGCUGUCAAAGCCUUCUCUCGACUAUGUGCCCAUGUGCCAUUACCGUGAGUGGUACUUCAGCAGCGGCGCUCCUCACAAGCUUGUCCAAAUGGUACAGCAAGACCUGAGGACCAUCGCUCAUGACAUCCUUAAGAGGAACAGCAAACUGGAGCUAGCUUACCCAUACCUCUCUCCAAAUAACAUAGAAAACAGUGUGGCUAUCUAAAUAAAACUGAUUUAUUAGCCAUUGUUCCGCACCUAAACAAAAACAAAUCACACAAUAAGAAUAAUUAGAAUUAGAAAACAAAUCACACAAUAAGAAUUAUUAUGUCUUUAAUAUUUGUUACAAUAAGCCUUAUGAAGGCUUAAUGCAUAAUUACAAAGUUAAUUAAAGCUUCUGCACAGCUGCAUGAAUUUUAUAUAUGUUUCAAUGCACAUAGAUAUGUAACUGAGUUAAGUGAUAGCAAAAAAAAAAAAAAAAAAAAUAAAAGCCACAAAAUAUCAUUGGAUGCACAAUAUGUAUUGUUUAAAUGCUGAGAUGAGAUGACAGAUGUGUUUCAGUUUUUUUGUGGUUGUCAUUCAUGUUUAAGUAGAGUGUUUAUCAUCAAAUUAAUUUUUGCAUUCAAUUUUACCAUCUGUUUAAAUUACACAUAAACUUUGACCUAUGUGAACUACAUUCCAGACUGAAUCUAAAAACUGAAAAAUACUGUAAAUCACAAUUUUUAUGAUAACUAAGA